Messenger RNA from Oldenlandia corymbosa var. corymbosa, 483 nucleotides. NCBI's taxonomy places the organism in Eukaryota, Viridiplantae, Streptophyta, Magnoliopsida, Gentianales, Rubiaceae. The record is from the annotation of a GenBank genome assembly.
AUGUCGCUGAUUCCAAGCUUUUUCGGUGGCCGACGAAGCAACGUCUUCGAUCCAUUCUCUCUAGACAUUUGGGAUCCCUUUGAAGGUUUUCCAUUCUCCAACAACACCGUUGCCAAUGUCUCCAACACAACAAGGGAUACCACAGCAUUCGCUAAUGCCCGGAUCGAUUGGAAAGAAACCCCGGAAGCCCAUGUGUUUAAAGCUGAUCUUCCGGGCCUGAAGAAGGAGGAAGUCAAAGUGGAAGUUGAAGAAAACAGAGUGUUGCAGAUCAGUGGGGAAAGAAGCCGUGAGCAGGAAGAGAAGAAUGAUAAAUGGCAUCGUCUGGAGAGAAGCAGUGGGAAAUUCCUGCGCCGGUUUAGGCUUCCUGAGAAUGCCAAGGUGGAUCAGGUUAAGGCUAGCAUGGAGAAUGGUGUCCUCACUGUGACUGUUCCUAAACAUGAAGUGAAGAAGCCUGAGGUUAAAGCUAUUGACAUCUCUGGCUAA